Capsaspora owczarzaki ATCC 30864 is the source of this 1013-nucleotide messenger RNA. RefSeq lists its product as hypothetical. Bases 28 to 918 code for a protein of 296 amino acids. The record is from RefSeq and is a predicted model, not a curated record. NCBI's taxonomy places the organism in Eukaryota, Filasterea, Ministeriida, Capsasporidae. The transcript is spliced from 3 exons.
UUCGAAUUGGGGGUUUUGGCUGCUGAAAUGCCUCCGCGCUCAUCAACCAAGUCCGCGCUGGUGUGUGCGAGUAUUCUGGCGCUCGCCAUGGCAGUGCAGGCGGUCGCCUACGACGCUUCGACCAGACCGCCUCAGCGCGUCGUCUUCCCGUGGAUGGGUCUCGAGCGGACGCAGGAGAACAUUCCGCAAGACCUCGCCACACUCCAGGCGCACAAGGAUGUCAUCCCGUGGGUGUCUUUCGAGCGAUUCAACUUGGGUCCCAAUGGCACUUUUGUCAUCAAUGAACUCACGCAAGUGGGUCCGACGCUGAUUGCUGAGGGCUUUGGUACCUUCCCGAUGAUAUCGAGCUUCCCCGAUACCAAUCCAAACCUCGAGUACACGCGGGAGGUUUGCGCAAACCCCGAUCCGUUCAUUGCCGACUUGGUCUUCAACCUGCUCAAAUUCAACUACACUGGCGUCAAUGUCGACAUUGAGCCCGCGGGUGGCAUUGGCACCUACCAAGAUGCUGUUGCCUAUGCAGGCUUUCUGGACAAGCUCAGCCGCGCGUUGCACCAGCACGGAUUGACGGUGACGGUCGAUAUUGCAAGCUGGACGCCCGUUUGGAACUUUACGCUGCUCGCCGAGACGAGCGUCGAUCUGUUCGUGACCAUGGACACGUAUACCUACAACCAAACGGCGUGGACCCACCUCUUUCAGAAGGCGCUCGAUGCCUUCGGGCCGCAUCGGCUGGGCGCAGGCAUCAUGACGGUGAACGCCGACAACAACCAACCGCUGUCGCCUGCUGAUAUCAAAUUCCGGUUUGAUGCGAUUGUCGCCGCCAAUGUGAAUGUGAUUGGCAUUUGGUGCAUGCCGAUUCCCGAUCAGUUCUGGCCCUUCAUUGAUGCGUACAUGGCGGGCACGGCCAUGCCCGAGUUGUGAGGGUGCUUUUUUUGUGUGUUCAUGUUUUUGUUUUUGUUUUUCUUUUUGUGCCAUCAAUAAUAGAAGGCGCGCAGUGCCGCAUGAAUGACGUUGCA